This is a messenger RNA of Bipolaris oryzae ATCC 44560, 765 nucleotides long. RefSeq lists its product as uncharacterized. The coding region runs from base 1 to 765 and encodes 254 amino acids. The record is from RefSeq and is a predicted model, not a curated record. Gene Ontology annotation, cellular component: proteasome core complex, alpha-subunit complex; proteasome core complex; nucleus. Gene Ontology annotation, biological process: ubiquitin-dependent protein catabolic process. The transcript is spliced from 5 exons. Lineage: Eukaryota; Fungi; Ascomycota; Dothideomycetes; Pleosporales; Pleosporaceae.
AUGUCUGGAAGCGCAGGCUACGACCGACACAUUACCAUCUUCUCGGACCAGGGUCGUCUCUACCAAGUCGAAUAUGCAUUCAAGGCCAUCACCGCUGCCAACAUCACAUCGCUAGGUGUGCGAGGAAAAGACUGUGCGGUAGUCAUCUCGCAGAAGAAGGUGCCUGACAAGCUGAUUGACCCCAGCUCGGUCUCGCACAUCUUUCGGUUGUCGCCCUCGGUUGGCUGCGUCAUGACUGGAUCCAUUGCCGAUGCGAGAGCGUCAGUGAGCAGAGCGCGGGGUGAGGCUGCUGAGUUCCGCUACAAGUACGGCUACGAGAUGCCCUGUGAUGUCCUGGCAAAGAGGAUAGCCAACAUCAGCCAAGUCUACACUCAAAGGGCUUACAUGCGACCGCUAGGCGUGGCCACUACGCUCAUCUCGCUCGACUCUGAAUACGGACCCCAACUAUACAAGUGCGAUCCUGCAGGCUACUAUGUCGGUUACAAGGCAACAGCGUCUGGCCCCAAAACGCAAGAGGCGCUAAACUUUCUCGAGAAGAAGCUGAAGAACAAGGAGCAUGCCGACGGCAACUGGGAAGAGGUGGUCGAGCUUGCCAUUACCGCACUGAGCACUGUCUUGUCUGUUGACUUCAAAAAGGGAGAGUUGGAGAUUGGCAUUGUAGGAGGACCCAAGGCGGAUGGCGCGGAGGGUACAGAUCCCGCCUUCAGGGCGCUCACCGAGGACGAGAUCGACGAGCGACUUCAGUCAAUUGCAGACAAGGACUAG